UCCAACUCUUCUGAUUUGUGAGAUCAUAGUUGAAAAUGUAUAUGGUGGAGAGCAAGGGAGGUGCCAUAGUUUGCAUGCUGUUGUCCCUUUUGUUCUUGGGGACAUGGCCUGCUGUUAUGACUCUUUUGGAAAGGCGAGGUCGUCUUCCUCAGCACACUUAUCUUGACUACACACUCACCAAUCUCUUGGCUGCUGUCAUCAUUGCUUUCACCUUUGGUCAGAUUGGUUCUGAUCAGCCUAACUUCUUAUCUCAGUUUUCUCAGGAUAACUUUCCUUCUGUUCUUUUUGCCAUGGCGGGUGGGGUGGUCCUCAGCGUUGGAAAUCUGUCCACGCAAUAUGCUUGGGCUUUUGUUGGAUUAUCAGUAGUAGAAGUGAUCACAUCAAGCAUAACUGUUGUUAUAGGAACAACCUUGAAUUACUUUUUGGAUGACAAAAUUAAUAAAGCUGAGAUUCUUUUCCCUGGAGUUGGAUGCUUUUUGAUUGCUGUUUGUCUUGGAUCUGCUGUUCAUUCAUCUAAUACUGCUGAUAAUAAGGCCAAGCUCGAAAAUUUUUCAAACGACUACAAAGAUGCAGCUCAGGGAAUUAAUUUAUCCACAUUGAAAGAAACAAGUGAAGCUGAUUCAAAGGAUCCAGAGAAGGGAAAUGAUUCUGCAUACAAGGCCAAAAAAGGAACUGCAGUUUUUCUUAUAGAGCUUGAGAAAAGAAGAUCCAUUAAGGUGUUUGGGAAGAGCACUUUGAUGGGAUUAGCUAUAACUUUCUUUGCUGGAUUUUGCUUUUCCCUAUUCUCACCAGCAUUCAAUUUAGCAACAAAUGACCAGUGGCACACUUUAAAGAAAGGGGUUCCCCAUUUGAGUGUUUACACUGCCUUCUUUUACUUUUCAGUCUCUUGUUUUGUUGUUGCCAUCAUUCUAAACAUCACCUUCCUCUACCACCCUGUCUUGAACUUGCCCAAGUCAUCACUGAAGGCUUAUUUGAGAGACUGGAAUGGAAGAGGUUGGGCUCUUUUGGCUGGUCUCCUUUGUGGGUUCGGGAAUGGCCUUCAAUUUAUGGGAGGUCAAGCUGCAGGAUAUGCUGCAGCAGAUGCUGUUCAAGCACUACCACUUGUAAGCACAUUUUGGGGUGUCGUUUUAUUUGGAGAGUACCGCAAAUCAUCAAAGAGGACAUACAUGCUGCUAGGGAGCAUGUUGCUUAUGUUUAUUGCAGCGGUUGCUAUACUCAUGGCAUCGUCGGGGCAUCGAAAAUGAUCACAUCAAUGAACGGAAAAUGUUCAUAAAGAUUGAAAAGUGUUGAAAUGUUUGGUUUCAGAGCUCAAUGGAUAAACGCAUAUGGUCAUUGUUAGAGAUGCAAAAUAUGCACACAGAUGUUAGUUUCAACUUCAAAUGAUUGUACACUGAAAAGGGAUAUAUAAGUAUUUUCAAACAAACUAUUUAGAGGCGUAAGCCAAGAAAGUGAAGUAGGAAUACAGUUUAAAACUUAUAGAUCGUUAUGUAUGUUUGGAGGUCAGAUAUUUGUGACAUAAUUAUUUGUACAUUAAUUUGGAAGUUUUGUAUCAUCUAAUGAAUCUAGGAAUGAGGUUGGUUUCA
Messenger RNA from Lotus japonicus, 1583 nucleotides. Its product is annotated as ureide permease 1-like. Gene Ontology annotation, cellular component: membrane. The record is from RefSeq and is a predicted model, not a curated record. The coding region runs from base 36 to 1244 and encodes 402 amino acids. Gene Ontology annotation, molecular function: allantoin:proton symporter activity; uracil:monoatomic cation symporter activity. NCBI's taxonomy places the organism in Eukaryota, Viridiplantae, Streptophyta, Magnoliopsida, Fabales, Fabaceae. The transcript has 8 exons. Gene Ontology annotation, biological process: nitrogen compound transport.